Molecule: messenger RNA, 1003 nt
Organism: Gekko japonicus
Lineage: Eukaryota; Metazoa; Chordata; Lepidosauria; Squamata; Gekkonidae
Product: arylsulfatase G-like
Exons: 7
Molecular function (GO): arylsulfatase activity
Source: RefSeq, a predicted model, not a curated record
GAGAUAUGAAGUUGUAUGCUGCUUAUGAAGAAGCCAAGACCAUGGGAGUUUGAUCAUGAUUAUGAGGAUAUUUUGGAGCUAACCUUCUAGAAGAGCAUUCUUGAUGCCAUGGGGAUUCUCUUCAUUAAAACAUUGGUGUUGGUCACCUGCUUUGUUGAACUCUUCUCCUGUCACCAUCCAGGCAUCUCUUUGGGUGGGAAAGAACCCCGUUCCCAAAAAACAAAUUUCAUAAUAAUUUUAGCAGAUGAUAUCGGAUGGGGAGACCUUGGCAGCAACUGGGGCAAACGAAAAGACACUCCUAACUUGGAUAAGAUGGCAAUGGAAGGAAUGAGAUUUGUAGAUUUCCAUUCUGCUGCAUCCACCUGCUCCCCAUCUCGUGCCUCUCUGCUUACAGGACGUCUUGGCCUGCGCAACGGAGUGACCCACAAUUUUGCUGCGACAUCAGUGGGUGGCCUCCCAUUGAACGAGACAACAUUAGCUGAAGUUCUGAAGAAAGCUGGCUACCUUACUGCUGCAAUAGGCAAAUGGCACUUAGGACACAAUGGUCUCCAUCAUCCCAGUUUUCGUGGUUUCGAUUAUUACUUUGGGAUACCCUACAGCCAUGAUAUGGGGUGCACUGACACACCAGGCUAUAACUUGCCUCCCUGCCCUGCUUGCCCUCGGCACUCUACCACCACCAGCAGCCACCCGAGAGAAUGUCAUUCUGAAGUGGCACUUCCACUCUUUGAAAACCUUACUAUCAUCCAGCAGCCUGUGAACCUAACUAGCAUGGCUACAAAGUAUGCAGAUAAAGCGACACAGUCUGUCCAGCGUGGCCACCCAUUCUUCCUGUACUUGGCCCUGGCCCAUAUGCACGUGCCUUUGGUAAUGACAGAGCCGCCCUGCAAUCUGUCUUGUCAAGAUCCAUAUGGAGCAAACCUGAGGCAGAUGGAUGCCCUGGUGGGACAAAUAAAGGCCGAAGUUGAUAGCAUUGCAAGGGAAAACACAUUCCUCUGGUUCACAG